Mauremys mutica (yellowpond turtle) is the source of this 4598-nucleotide messenger RNA. RefSeq names its product MICAL like 2 (gene MICALL2). The record is from RefSeq and is a predicted model, not a curated record. The transcript is spliced from 20 exons. NCBI's taxonomy places the organism in Eukaryota, Metazoa, Chordata, Testudines, Geoemydidae. The coding region runs from base 235 to 2787 and encodes 850 amino acids. Gene Ontology annotation, molecular function: protein binding.
CCUUCCCCUGGCUAGAAGCGGCCAGGCAGGUUGGCAGCAAAAGCACUUAGCAGCAGGUGGAGGAUCUGGGUCUAUAACGGAACCAAGCUGGUGGAGUUUGGGGCUCUUCAGUUCCUGGCAUCGCCAAGUGCCGCUCUGGAUGUCAGAUUUUCCACUGGGAGCAUCGCUGUAGGGAUCUGCCUCGCCUCUCCAGUACUUGCCUAACCCCUGUUUCUGACUGCCCCCCUACCCAGAAUGGCAGCCAUCAAAAACUUGCAGCUGUGGUGCAAGCAGCAGUGUGAAGGCUACCGGGAUGUCAGCAUCACCAACAUGACCACCUCUUUCCGGGACGGCCUGGCAUUCUGUGCCAUCCUUCAUCGGCACAAACCAGACCUCAUAGACUUCAACGUCCUGAGUAAGGAAAACAUUUAUGAGAACAACGCUUUGGCAUUUCGAGUGGCUGAAGAACAGCUAGGCAUUCCUGCCUUGCUGGAUGCUGAGGAUAUGGUGGCGCUGAGGGUGCCAGACAGGCUGAGCAUCCUCACCUACGUCUCCCAGUAUUAUAACUAUUUCCAUGGACGAUCACCAAGUGGAGGCCUCUCUGGAAUCAAGCGUCCCACUUCGGAAUCGAGCGAGGAGCCACCUGGGAAAAAGGCCAUUUCGGAACCCAUCAAGCCGACCCCUGUAAGUUCACCAGCACGUCCACCAACUGCAGCCAAGAUAAACCCAGCACGUCCAGGGCAGGAUCUGCCAAAGGAAAAUCCUCCAGUGACAUCGAAAAGGGUCCUGACAGACAGUGGUAAUCUUCGUAGCAGCAGCUGUGCCAUCUGUGGGAGUCAUGUGCACCUGGUUCAGCGACAGUUGGUCGAUGGGAAGCUCUACCAUAGGAACUGCUUCAGUGAACUUCUGGAGACUAGGAUGUCUGCUGCUUGGACAAUAAACAGGCUCUUCAGAGCCGGCUUGGUGGGGUGCAAACAGUGUUCCAACACUCUACUGUCUGGGGCUUACAAACCUGGAACCGAACCUGGUACUUACAUCUGUACCAGCCACCAACAGCCAACCAGUCUCUGGAAUUCUGGACCACGUAGUGUAGAGAACAAACCUACCAGUGCCUCCACGACCUCAGGAGAUCCCCAGAAGGUGUUGGUGAAAUCAAGUCAGUUAAACAAAGGCACCAAUUCCACCUCCAAUCCCCCCAGUUCCACCAUGCCAUCUGGGUCACCUGCUGGCAGCAAUUUCAGCUCUGGUCCCAAAAGCCCAAAUACUCCAUGGUCGUCGUCAGCUGGGAAUAAAUCAGAUUGCCGUGAAGGUACUACUUCACCUUCUUGGACAGCAUCGGGAGCAAAAACGCAGCAAGCCCGAAAGAAGUUCUUUGAGUCCAGUGCGGGUACUUCAGAGUCUUUGACUGACAAAUCACCAGCUACUAAAGAUCAAGUCCUUCCUUCUCUUCCCUCUCAGGCAGCUAGUAAUACCACCUCUGGCAUACGCUUUUAUGGGGCAAACUCAGGCAACACUGAGAAAGAUAAAGCACGUCAACAUCUCACGCAGGCUCUUCCUAGACCAAAUGCCACUACAAACAGACCAGGAGGGGUCAGUUCCAGUAGCUCCCCGCUGCCCAGCAGCUUUUCUCCCACCGUCUCCCCCAGGGAGAGUCCUGAUUACAAAAUACAGGCCAACAAACCAGGCCAUGUGAAAAAGACAGAGCAUGCUGCAUGGAGACCGGUAUCUUCACCCAAAAGUCCAGAAAAAAAGUUAGGAGUUUGGGCUGCCACUCAGAAUGGAGAGAAGGACCCGGUCACCCUCAGAUCUGCCGACACAGGACGUAAGCCUGACUGGAAGGACACCACAGGAGGAGUGAACACCACUGAAGAUAAGUCUGAGAACCCAGCAGGCUGGCGAUCCAAACUGAAGCCAGUGGCCAACAAAGACUCAAACCAGGGUGGUCCUAAGAAAUCGAUGGACAGCUCCAAGGUGACGAGCAAUAUAGCCCUGAGCCCAGCAUGGGGGGAGGAGAAGUCGGCUUCAUCCAUUGCCACGCCAGCAAAUAAGGAUCCUGCUCCAUCUGCUGCGCUGCCUCAAAAGAAGAAACUGAUCCCUGACAAGGAUCUUUGCAGUGACUGGCUGAAAUGGGGAGAGCCCCUUGUCCCUGCCAAGGAGAAGGAGUCAGGCCAGUCAAAGCGGGUGUCUUCUCCAGUUAAACCGCCAACUCCAAAAAUCUUCCAGAGCCUUGUGAGCGAUGAAGUGGCAUCCCUGACCAAGCUCCAAGAAGAUUACAUCCCUGAGGAAGAAAUCCAGGAGAAGGUGCGAGAGAUUGAAAAGCAGCUGGAUGAGCUGGAGCUCAAGGGAGUUGAUAUGGAGAAACAUCUGCGUGAUUGUGAGGAAGAUGAUUCAGAGGAUGCUCUCAUGGUGGAUUGGUUCAAACUGAUCCACGAGAAACAGCUGCUGUUGAGACUGGAGUCAGAGCUGAUGUACAAAUCGAAACAGCAGAAGCUGGAGGAGAAGCAGUGGAAUAUCGAGAGCGAGCUGCGGCGCCUAAUGAGCAAACCAGAGGAGCAGAAGACCUACAUGGAGAAGAAGCGGGAGAAGGAGCUGCUGGACUCGUACGUGAACACCGUCAAUGACCGAAAUGAUAUCGUGGAAUGCUUGGACGAGGACAGACUCAGGGAGCUAGAGGAGGAUCAGAUGCUGGCAGACAUGCUCCGGAAGCUGGAUGCGUCUCCUGAGAGCCAGGAGCCCAACAAGAGGAAAAGCAAGUUCCGCUGGUCCAAAAUAUGGAAGCAGAAAAGCAAGAAGAAAGCGCAGCAGUGAAGUUCCCUGCACAGCAGCGUGGAGGGCCAUGGAAUCCAGGAGACUCCCCCGCGCUGCGUCUCUGGAGUCAGACGGUGCUCCUCUGCCCUGAGAAAGGGGGACUCAGGGCAUGAGGACUGCUGGGGCAGUGGGAUUCCCCUCUCCUCCCAGAAGGAGCGCGACGUGUUACUCACCCAGCUGAGUGAGAGCUGCCGCCUCUGCCAGGAGACUGCGCUGUGCCUUGCACUACGCCAGCACUGGCCUGGCUGUCACUCCGCUGAGCAGAGCUGAUUUGCUCCCUGGCUGCUAGCUCUCUGGUCACACCAGUUCUGAUGCCCCCUGAUCACACCCUGCCACCGGACGGGCUGCACCCCUGCCCAGGAUGGGUACACGAAGGGGGAGCUGUUCCUCAGCCUCCUUUCCCGCACACGUUUGCUCCACGAACAUUGGGAAGCUCGACGAGUGUGUCUACAUUGCAAUAAAACACCUGCCGUUGGCUCGAGUCAGCUGACGCGGGCUCAUGGGCUAUGUUCAGGCUCGGGCUGGAGCCGAGGCUCUGAGACCCCGUGACGGGGGAGGGUCCAAGAGCCCAGGCUCCAGCCUGAGCCUAAACGUCAACACUGCAAUUUUAUAGCCCCCACAAUCCCGAGUUAGCUGCCACGGGCCAGCUGGGGAUGUCCUAUUGCAGGGCAGACCUGCCCUGCAGAGCCAGGAGUCGCCGUGGGCCACCAGGGACAGAGGACCUCUCAGCAUCGGGAGCUGCAGGCCCCAGCGUGAACAGACUAGGAAGGGAGGGUGGGCACAGAGCUGGGGACCUGGCUCGCGUGGGGAGAUGGUUAGGGAUGGGAAGGACCUCGCUGGGCUUUGAGGAGAGAGGCUGCUGCAGGGACAUUCAGCAGCACUUCCGCUUUCCAAACUGCAGGGUGCUUGUCUGUCUGGGCCAGGCAUCUCCAUGACAUGACACUCCCUGCCCCUCUCUGCAGGACUGCACUUGCUCUCCUGGAGACGGGGCUGGAAAGUGGAGCUCUCGCUGCCUGUGGCCCGUCACUCUGAAGGUGGCAGCAGAACCUCUUACAAUGAGCUGGUAACUCGGGAGCCCAAGUGGACGAUGGGGGUGAACCGCCAACCCUUCCCCCAACCACAUUCUCUUAGUGGGGUAAACAGUCGUCUGCUGAGGCUCCUUUAAUGGUGAGCCAGCUGCCCCCGGGGUCCGAAUCUGAUGCAUUCAGCCUGGCAUGGGGAAGUUCUUUGCUGGGCUGAAGGAGUCGCAAGUCGAGGUCUCUCUCCUCACCCCUCCUCCCUGCACAUACAGAAAAGGACUGUAGCGAUGUGUCUGAUCUGACGUGCAUACACAUGGCCUACAGCUCUGUCACUCGGCGCUGGGCACCGCAGAUGAAGACUGGGAGGAGGGGUUCCAAAUCUUUCUUUGAUCCCCUUUCAAGCUGUGGAAUCUCCCUGCAUUUAUUCCCUUACUCCGACACAGUGGAUCUCCUUAGGAUCUUGCUGGAUGCUCUGCUCCUGCAUGAGAGAGACUUUCUCAUUGGAAGGUGGUCACCGCCUCACUCUCAGGAUGGAAGUCUGCAGCCUGAUACCUGUGCCUAGAAGUAUGUUGGUGUAAUGUUCUCCUUCUCCGCCAGGUGGCAGUAUGGUCCUCUGCCCAAGUUGCUUUGCCCAGGGCAGCGAACAGCUGAUUUGCUCAGGAAGUACUAAUGCUUUUUCUGUACAGUAUGUACAGUGUGUGCUGGGUCUGUAUAGUCAGCGUCGGCAUUUGGGGAUUCACUUUAUAUUUGCAUACAUUUCUAUUCAAUAAAUAAUAAAAUUGUAGAGGAAAA